Triticum aestivum (bread wheat) is the source of this 1133-nucleotide messenger RNA. RefSeq lists its product as uncharacterized. Lineage: Eukaryota; Viridiplantae; Streptophyta; Magnoliopsida; Poales; Poaceae. Bases 1 to 651 code for a protein of 216 amino acids. The transcript is spliced from 3 exons. The record is from RefSeq and is a predicted model, not a curated record.
AUGGCCCCCCGCCGCUGCGCGCUGCCGCCCCUCUCCCUCCCUGACCCCCAGCGCCGCAGCACCUCCCAUCCCCUUCUCCUUCCCAACCCAGCGGACGGCCAGAGGAGGAGGAGGAGGAGCUGUCUUCUCCCACCCUCCCCUGCAGCAGUGAGCCCUCUACAACGGAGACGGCGCCAUCUCGCCGUGCACGCCCCCAAUUUGGACGGUGGAGCAGAAGCCCGCGCCCCUCCUCCCCACCACGGCACAUCCUCUCCAGGUCGCCAGAUCCGGCUUAUAUCCCUGCCGGCCGUGGUACCACUGGAGAGUGAUUUAGUGCUGACACUCUUGGUUCUAUGGAUUGAAAUAGUCCAGUAUACAGAUAGCUUAUAUGCAAGGAAGGCGCUCCAACUCAGCCAGCUCCAGCGACGGACCAUUUGGCAACGAAUCUUCUCCUUCGUAUCCAACUCUAGAGCCAACAACAACAACACCAGCAAUGGGAACAAUACUGCUGUCAUGCAGCCGGCGGCUAACAGCGGUGGAUCAUCAAGAACAGGGAGUCCAUGGCAUGGUUGCGGGCGCAAAAGCAGGCUUACUCGAACCAGUUGGAUAUGGAAUUGGCCCAGCUGCGCAGGGAGAACCAGAUGCUCAUCCAGCGGCACAGGGAUCUCAUAAACGUAAGUAUGCACAUUUAAUUGACUGAUGAGUUCCUCAGCCUUACUCUAUGCCAAUAUUUCACUUAGGAAAUAUGUUAAAUUUCUACUCAAAUGAAUAGACAUUUUGGAUGGUUAUGUCUAACCAGCUGGUAUGACUAGGAAAAUAACUCAUAUUAUUUUGUGUAGCUGCACCUCUAAAUUACAAACCUCUUUUUUGUAACCACUCUGUAAUUGCCUUUAAAUAAAUUUAUUGGUAUUAUACUGUUAUCAAUGUUACACAAUUGCAUGGCCUGUAUUUUAUGUCCAUUUUAAUCGUUCUAGGAAAUAUAUGUGAUCCUUUUUGGUCAAAAAAUAUAUGUGAUCCUUGCAUAGAAACCAAUAUUAGGUUUUGUGGGUCUCAAUUUCUCGAGAUUACAAGGAGCAUCGCAAUUAAAUGGUAGGAGUUUUGCAGCAUAGUUGUUGAUUUCGACUAUGUCUUUGCCAGAUUAAAUCCAUUUUCCU